AUGUCAGUGAACGACCAAAUAACUCAUAUAGGAAAAACUUUGUCCACAACGGCGUCCGCUUUACUAAACUACCAAAAAUCGAACAGCAACACCCAAGAUGUGCUAACCAAUAGUGGGCCUUAUAAAAAUUUGUUAUCCAAGACCAUCAAUAAUACAAGCUCGGCUUCAUACUUUCAGAAGAGGAAUGAACAUAGUCCCUUCAUAGAAAAUGGAUCUAAUACUUUUGAAGAUAUUUAUUCAAAGACAAGAAGGGGCGAUGUAUUCAAAAACAAGUUCACAGACAACAAAACAUGCUUCAGAAUGCUCACGUACAUAAGUGAUGAUCUUUUGAAUGAAAUUCCAACUAAAGAAGGUCUCAAGAGUAAUGCAGACGGUAAGCUUCUAACAGAAGGGGGCGAAGAUGAAAAUCUUAGGAAAAAUGCAUCCAAAAGAGACUCAUCCUUGUUUCAGGGCUUUAAAAGCUACCUGCCAAUAGCGGAGCUUGCCAUUGAGAACACCGAAAGAUUAAACUAUGACACAAAUGGUACAGAUGGUGCAAAAAACGUUGUGUCUAAGACAAGUGAACGAGAAGAAAUGCACACAAAGCUUCCUGAUUUCCAAGAUUCAUUCCUCAUACCGCCUGGAGUGGAAACUAAAAAAAUAAGUUCCUCUUAUUCCCCUAGUGCAUUGAAAAAUUUUUCUCAAACUCUUGUAAAUAGUUUAGAGUUUUUAAAUAUUCAGAAAAAUUCUACGUUAUCCGAAGUAAGAGACAUUGAAGUUGAAAUUGAGGAUCUCAGGCAAAAAAAAGAGAAACUGCUUGGUAAAGUUGCCAACAUAGAACAAAAUCAAUUAUUACUGGAAGACAACCUCAAGCAGAUUGACGAUAGGUUGGACUUCUUGGAAGAGUACGGGUUGGAGGUGAUCGAAGCUAGUAGCGACGAAAAUGCGGAAGAUGAUAAUAUAGGUGGGCAAAAGACCCCUACUAAUGGUGCUAAAAGAAACGCGAAUGGCGCUACAAAAAGUAUAUCAUCAGAAACUUCCAACCUAACCUCAAGGAGAAGACAACCACUUCGAGACGAUAAUUCAUUGAAUAAACUGGGUGCUUUUUAUAACAAGUACAAAAAAAGGCACAGAAAAAGCUUCCCAACGUUCCAACAGCUUUAUGAACCAGGAACAAAAAUUGGCUCUAUAAUGUCAACUCACGAUGAUUCCCUCACUUGCUUAGAUUUUGAUGCGCCCUUUGGCACCUUGUGUACAGCUGGAUAUCUCGAUCACACGGUAAAAAUUUGGGAUUUAUCCAAGCAAAACAAAAUUGGUGAACUAGCAGGGCACCUUGCUACGAUUAAUUGUAUGCAAAUCGAUCGUGAUUACGGAACUCUCGUUACAGGUGGUAGAGAUGCAGCUUUGAAAUUAUGGAAUUUGAAUUUAGCUCAACAGCUUUACCAGGAAACACAAAAUCUUACCUCUCCAACAAAUCAUAUUGAUUCUCCAUGUGUUUAUACAUUUGAGGCACAUACCGAUGAGGUUACUGCAUUAUCAUUGGAUCCUAGUUUCUUGGUAAGUGGUUCACAGGAUAGGACAAUUAGGCAAUGGGACUUACGUUCUGGGAAAUGUAUGCAAACCAUUGACUUGAGUUUUGCAAAUGUCUUAACAACAGCCACUAAUGUCGAUUUAUCAAAGAGCACGCUUCUUACUCAAAGAAGUGAGAGACCUAGUAUAGGUGCACUACAAAGUUUUGAUGCAGCUCUAGCGACGGGUACAAAAGAUGGUAUUGUAAGGUUGUGGGAUUUAAGAUCCGGUAAAGUGAUUCGUACUUUGAAAGGACAUACAGAUGCCAUAACGUCAUUGAAAUUCGACUCCGCGUGCUUAGUCACCGGUUCAUACGACAGAACAGUCAGGGUCUGGGAUUUAAGGACCGGAUUGUUGAGUAAGUUUCAUGCGUACAGUGCACCGGUUCUAUCGUUAGAUCUCUUCCAGGAGAACGCUGCAGUCGUUGUCGCAAACGAAACGGGUGUCCAGAUAUACGAUAGCAACAAGGAUGAAAGUUGGCCUUGCCUCGAACAAGGUAACGAGACUAGCGUUACUGCCGUUAAGUACAAAGAGAAUUACAUGGUUGAGGGUCGUGAGAAUGGAGACGUACAUAUUUGGGCGGUAUAA
Messenger RNA from Saccharomyces paradoxus, 2136 nucleotides. RefSeq names its product Mdv1p (gene MDV1). Gene Ontology annotation, molecular function: protein binding. NCBI's taxonomy places the organism in Eukaryota, Fungi, Ascomycota, Saccharomycetes, Saccharomycetales, Saccharomycetaceae. The transcript has a single exon. The record is from RefSeq and is a predicted model, not a curated record. The coding region runs from base 1 to 2136 and encodes 711 amino acids.